UUUUCAAAAGCAACCGUCAAGUCUUAGUAACACAUUUUGAUUAGUUUUGUUAAUUUUAGCUUAUCUUUAAACCCUUUUUACUUUUUAUCUUAAUUCUUGAUCAUUGAAUAAUUAAUCAAUUGAAACUUGAAUGAUUGUUAUUUACUCUGGAAUCAUUGUUAUGUAACUAAUUGUUGUGCAAUUAUCAAAUAAUAGUAUUAAAUUGUGAUAAAGUUUAUCGUCUCAAAUCAUCUAAACCUUGGCCUUGUGUAACUUACGUUUGGUAUCAACCCUUGUCAUCUGGAUUUAGCUGCUUGUCUUUGUCUUGCGGUGUUCACUUGAUUGUUUUGUUUUAUUUCACUUAUGGUACAUUCAAUUAUGAUUAUCAAAGGAAUUGUUUCAGAUUAAUAGUGUAUGUUGUGCAUGAUGGAUGGACAACGACUAAUGGAUUCUUCAAUAUCCAUUCCAUCGGCUCAAAAACCAGCUAUAAUAAGUAUGAAUCCAAUGGAUACUUCAAGCUCUUUAACAGAUCAACUGUUCAUGACUUCAGGCAUUCUAGUUGCUUGGACCAUGCUUAUUAUAUUCGGACUGUUCAUAACCGUUAUAAGUAUUCUUUUGGUUUAUAAGGCUCGUCAAAGGAAAAGUUCAAGUCUUAAUCCAUUGGAAGGAAUUGGAACCAGUAAAUCAGCCAAUUAUAAUGGCCAAGAAUCGGGUUACUCUGAUGAAUUGACUCCUCCAAACUCAUCUUCAGUUAAUAUUGGAAAUUUUGUGCCAAUUACCAGAAGGAUUAAGGUAUCAUCGUCUUAUGCCUCAUUGACAAGCGAUUCCUCGUCAGAGGAAGAAUUUCCCGAAGGAAGAAGAAAAAGUCAAAUUUCAAUGACCCAUGAAUUGACUGUUGGACCUAAAGGAACUGUCCGUGCAUUCCCAGUACAACCAUUGUCGCGAGAAACAUCAGUUAAAGGACACCAUCAACGUAAUUCAAUGAACCACAAACUACCAGGAAAUUCAGUGGCUACAGUCUCUACUGUAAAUAACUCUGGAAAUGAAAAGAAGCCUCAAUUGACCAUCUCAAUGUCCCUCGAUUCUGAGACCAAUUUGGUUAAAGUUACUCUGGUUAAAUGUGAACAUUUGAAACGAUCCAUUGAACCCAAAGAGUCUACUUUCCGUAGAGUUGUCCGUGCUCGUGGUCUAUCAAGUGGAUAUCUGCCUUUAGGAGUUUUAGCUCGAGUCUAUCGACUGUCUGAUGUUAGAGAUGUCUUCUUGCUCUCCCGGCAAUCAUCAACUCUUAGCUCAACUGGACCAGGAAGGACAAGUCGGUCAACAUCAACUGAAAGUGAACCCGGAACCCUACCCAAUCCAGGGAAAAGUCCAGCUCCACUGAUGGAAACGCCUCUGAUUAAAUCUCGAAAAGGAUCGUUCGUUAAAUUCAAUGAGGAAAGUGAUUCAAUUGAAAUUUCUGUUGAUGAUUUUCCUCUUCGAGUCAGUCUCUAUGAAAUGGAUAAAAAUAAGGUUAAAUCACCUUUGGGUCAUUCAAUUAUUGAUUAUCUGACAAGCUUAAAUGUUUCAACCCUAAAUCAAAUUGUUCUCAAUGUUCGCUUAUAUGAAACUGUCUUUGAAGCUAUGAAAGCCAACCAAGAACAGAAUAAAGGUUAAUUGUGAUUGUUAUUAGCAUAAACAAAAACAGCAAAUGAAAACAAAGAUCAGAAUGUCAAUCAUCAAAAAGAGUUAUAAUCAAAGGUAAGAUUGUAAAUUUCAAUCAAUUUAAUAUUUGCUGAUCAUUAAGGCCUUGGUUUGAUUAGGGUUCAAUUUGUAAAUUAAUAUUAAUAACCAAUCCUUAGUCCAUUUUUAUUUUAUUUUCAUCGUUAUAAUCAUCAUCCUGUGUUUAAUAAUAGCAUAAUCAUCUUCACCCUUUAAUACAACUUAAAUAAGCCCCAAACCAUUUGAUCACCAAACGUUAAUUAACUUUGUUGAUUCAUGUUUUUUUAAGUGUCAAUGUUUUAAAUUAUUACUGCUAUUUAAAAACUCAGUCAAACAUUUAGAUUGUAAAUUAAAUAGAACCAAUUAGUGAAAACAAA
Messenger RNA from Tetranychus urticae (two-spotted spider mite), 2054 nucleotides. RefSeq lists its product as uncharacterized. The record is from RefSeq and is a predicted model, not a curated record. NCBI's taxonomy places the organism in Eukaryota, Metazoa, Arthropoda, Arachnida, Trombidiformes, Tetranychidae.